UGGUUAAUGUGCAAUCUGUCUGGGAGGGGAAGCUCUGUUUGCAAAUGAGUUCUCUAAUGUUUCAUCCUGUUCCUUUGCGCUCGUGUUGUAGCUCACAGGAACGAGCCUCUCUUAGAAACCCUGUCCUUUAAGCAAUGGUCUCGGUCUAACUUUGGAAAACCCUCUGGCAGCUACAGUUGGACAUCUGAGGAAGUUUCACAUAAGUUUCGGAAUGGCUGACUACAACUCUGAACCACAAGCGCCUGGCAAACUCAACCAAGUUCAGGAUCAAGUCAAUGAUGUUAAAGUCAUUCUCAAAGACAACAUCAACAAAGUCCUGGAGAGAGGAGAGCGGUUAGACGACCUGAUCGGCAAAACAGACGAUCUGCAGGCCACGGCUGACUCGUUUCAAAGGACGUCCACGCGUGUUGCCAGAAAGAUGUGGUGGAGAAACACCAAGAUGAUGAUUAUAAUUGGUGUGGUAGUGCUUGCCAUCAUCAUUUUAAUCAUCCUGUUGGCAACAAAAGUCAUUCCCACCUAAUACAACCCAUUUUAUUACAAUACAAGUACACUAAGCAUUAAUGACUUUUUUACUAUGAAAGAAACUGGAUGCAUUUAUGCAUAGGUAAUUUUUGACAUUUCCUGUAAAAUUCUAUAUAAAUCUGGGGCGAAUAUGUCAGGGGUGUAUGCAUAUGCAUUAUGUGGUUUUUACUUGUUUAGGCUGUUAUCCUAAUAUAAUGGGACUGAAAGCAACAGAAUUCAUUGUAAGUGAAAAAUGUUUCAGGAUGUCUUGCUUUGAGACUAACUGCUGUGCUUGACACAUUCACAUUCCAAAGACCUCAAAAACCAUUUCAAUCCUAAUUACAUUUCAUUACACACCUGCAUACCUUCAUUACGGCACUAAAGCGGUGAAUAUGACAGUGCCUCGUAGGAUUCCUGGAACAUUUCUCAUGCUUUAACUUCUGUGAAAUCACUCUGUGCUCGUGAAACUGAUUUUAUACCUUGACGAGGUCUAGUCUGGGCUGGGUUGAAUUUAGAGUUUUUCUUGGUAUCUUUACAUUCAAACCCUUACAGUGUAUCAGCCAGUAGCUGUCUUUGUCAAGAGGAUGUAUGGCCUGUAUAUUAUGUUCUAUGGGAAAUACUGAUUGAUUGGCAUCUACUUAUUGUGUAAACAACUGCAUGACAGAAGGAAGCCUUUAAAGGAACAGUUCACCCAAAAGUGAAUUACUUUCCUACUGGAAACAAUAUAAUGAGAGAAUCUAGACUAUCACACUCCAAAAUGAGCACCAUGUAAGUAUAGUCCUUAUUACUCAAAUCGAAAUGGUGUAGGAUUUACUCUAAACAAUUUACAAUCAGAAAUUUCUAUUAAAUUUCAUGAAUAAUUAACAUGUACAAACAAACAUUGAAUUUAACAUGUAAUUUUUAAGUAGAACGACCGAAAUGUAAUUUUAUUGUAAAACGCAAUCCAAUAAUGUUUAAUUUACAAAAUAUAAUGGUAACGCUUCACGUAAAGCCUUUAAGUAUAAUGCACUAUAAAUGUAUUGAUAAUGUGCAUUGCAAUGCAUUACAUCUUUUCAUAAACUAUUGCAACCAAAGAGAAAAUGCAUUAUUUGAAGGGUUUGUUGUGUUUUAAGCAUUGCACUUUCUGAAGGUGAGACAAUAAAUAGAGAAGUAUUAUAACUGUGGUUACAAUUAUUCAUGAGACCAUGCUUGUACCAUGCAUCCAAGUUGCAUUUCUAGGCAAAACUAAUGCAUUAAAACUACUUUUAUAGUGCAUUAUAAAUUGUGCUCGAACUCCAGUUUAUUUCCUUUAUAAUGUCUGGGAAAUCUAAUUAUGCUUUUUUUGUUAUUUUAAAGCUGCUUUACUGGCGUUAUAUUGAAAACCGCAGCAAUAUUUCACAUGAAGGAGAGUAAAAGAUGCCAGUCUUCAUUUUUGGGUGAGCUAUGACUUUAAUCUCUGCAGAAACAACAGGCGUAAAGGUUCAUACACUUUAUUUUGUUGUAUUUUCCAAUGGUUUACAUGACUGUCGCAAAAUACUGCCAUAUGAAAUGAAUAUUAAAUGGCCUACACUCUGUACGCACUUGUAAGCAAUAAAUUAAUAGACCUGUAUACAAAUAAUUUCUAAAUGAUUUGGGCUCUCUAUAGUUCAUUGCACUCAACGACACAGCAGGGAAUACGAUUAUAAACGUACACAAGCUACAACAAAUUACACACAAAAACAAAUAUUCUGGACGUUAUAGUUCGAAAUAACACUUGAAAUAUUCUUUAGCGUGUGUCCUUUAGAUUUUAAAUGAACUGGUGAAUUAAAUGGCGACCAAAGUGUAGUAACGUGUUGAUCAACUCCAUAUUUAACAAGUCUGGCCCUCUUGUUCUCUCCUCUCAGGGUUGACUUGCGUUUCGCUCGUCCGUCUGAAAAACAAAGAAGAAAAUAGCAAUUACGCUUCAGAAGGACACAAACUCAUAAAAUGUACAGGAAUCCCAAUUCUUUAAUAAUUUCAAUAAGGAGACAAGACAUGACUUUGAAAUCGAAUAAUAGCAAAUACAAUAGUGUUAAAUUAAAAACUUGUGGAAUCGUAACAUUUAAUGCGCAACCUUGAAUCGAUGGAAAUUGAAAGACAAAAAGGAAAGCAUAGCAAGCAUAACAAUAUGACCUUUCCAAGACUUCAAAAGGUUAAAAAAGAGAAUCCGUUAGAUGAAAUUAACACGGUGAAGCUUUUUCCACCGCUGUCAGUAGAAAAUCACACAAUACAAAUAUAAAAAAGCACUUCUCCAGCGCAGCGGCAUCCAAGUACAAACCGGCUUUUAGCUCAUGGACUACAGGAUAUUACAGCUACACGAGCUACAAGUAAAGAAAAGCAAGCAUUACAGGUAAGAUUAGAUUAGAAGUGCAUAUUAACACUGGAAAGUCCAGAGAAAGCCGUAUCCUUCAAAAAGUGAACAGUUAAUUUUAAUUCCGGCUCUCGUCUCAUAGUUUACCAUUACUUGAUGGUGCCUGGAAAAAAUGCCAUUACAUUAUAAUAUAUUAUUACAUAAGACCAAUCCCAAGACGUUUUAAGAGGAA
This is a messenger RNA of Sinocyclocheilus rhinocerous, 3041 nucleotides long. Its product is annotated as vesicle-associated membrane protein 8-like. Gene Ontology annotation, biological process: vesicle-mediated transport. The coding region runs from base 212 to 520 and encodes 102 amino acids. Lineage: Eukaryota; Metazoa; Chordata; Actinopteri; Cypriniformes; Cyprinidae. The transcript has 3 exons. Gene Ontology annotation, cellular component: membrane. The record is from RefSeq and is a predicted model, not a curated record.